Messenger RNA from Eubalaena glacialis (North Atlantic right whale), 3819 nucleotides. It is a transcript of the gene ATXN1, whose product is annotated as ataxin 1. Gene Ontology annotation, cellular component: nucleus. The transcript has 3 exons. NCBI's taxonomy places the organism in Eukaryota, Metazoa, Chordata, Mammalia, Artiodactyla, Balaenidae. The record is from RefSeq and is a predicted model, not a curated record. Bases 243 to 2669 code for a protein of 808 amino acids. Gene Ontology annotation, biological process: negative regulation of transcription by RNA polymerase II; nervous system development. Gene Ontology annotation, molecular function: protein binding; RNA binding.
GGGGGCCUUGCGUGAGCUGCCACUUCUGAGAGUUGAUGUCAGCCCUACUUCCUGAGCCUCGGCAGAGGGCAGCCCGUCGCAGAUUCCAGGGCGGCUGCUGGCGGAUCGCACCCACAGGGAGAUGAUUCCUCAUGAAGAGCCUGGAUCCCCUACAGAAAUCAAAUGUGACUUUCCGUUUAUCAGACUGAAAGCAGAGCCAGCCAGAGAGUGAAACGGUCACCGUGGAGGGGGGACGGCGAAAAAUGAAAUCCAACCAAGAGCGCAGUAACGAAUGCCUGCCUCCCAAGAAGCGCGAGAUCCCCGCCACCAGCCGGCCCUCGGAGGACAAGGCCACGGCUGUGCCCAGUGACAACCACCGCGCGGAGGGCGUGGCAUGGCUCCCGGGCCACGCGGGCGGCCGGGGCCACGCGGGCGGGCGGCUCGGGCCGGCGGGGCCCCCGGCAGAGCUCGGUUUACAGCAGGGAAUAGGUUUACACAAAGCGCUGUCCGCGGGGCUGGACUACUCCCCGCCCAGCGCGCCCCGGUCCGUCCCGGCGACCACGACGAUGCCCGCGUACCCGCCCCCGCAGUCCGGGGCCCCGGUGUCGCCCGUGCAGUACGCCCACCUGCCGCACACCUUACAGUUCAUCGGCUCUUCCCAGUACGGCGGGCCCUACGCCGGCUUCAUCCCUUCUCAGCUGAUCUCCCCCACGGCCAGCCCCGUCACCAGCGCGGUGGCCUCGGCCGCAGGGGCCGCCACUCCAUCCCAGCGCUCCCAGCUGGAGGCCUAUUCUACCCUGCUGGCCAACAUGGGCGGCCUGAGCCAAGCCUCGGGACACAAGUCUGAGCUGCAGCAGCAGCACUUGGGCAGGACCGCGGGGCUCCUGCCCCCCGGGUCCCCACCACCCACCCAGCAGAACCAGUACAUGCACAUCUCCAGCUCGCCGCAGAGCGCCGCGCGCCCGGCCUCCCCGCCGGCCAUCCCCGUCCACCUGCACCCGCACCAGACGAUGAUCCCGCACACGCUCACCCUGGGGCCCUCCCCGCAGGUCGUCGUGCAGUACACCGACUCCGGCAGCCACUUCGUCACCCGCGAGGCCACCAAGAAAGCCGAGAGCAGCCGGCUGCAGCAGGGCGUGCAGGCCAAGGAGAUCCUGAACGGGGAGAUGGAGAAGGGCCGCAGGUACGGGGCGCCCACUGCAGCCGACCUGGGCCUGGUGAAGGCGGGUGGCAAGGCCGUUCCCCACCCGUACGAGUCCAGGCACGUGGUGGUCCACCCCAGCCCUGCCGACUACGGCGGCCGCGACUCCUCCGGGGUGCGGGCCUCUGUGAUGGUCCUGCCCAACAGUAGCACCCCUGCCGCCGACCUGGAGGUGCAGCAGGUCACCCACCGAGAGGCCUCCCCCUCCGCCCUCAACGACAAAAGCGGCCUGCACCUAGGGAAGCCCGGGCACCGCUCCUACGCGCUGUCUCCCCAGCAGGCCCUGGGCCCCGAAGGCGUGAAGGCCGCCGCUGUCGCCACGCUGUCCCCCCACACGGUCAUUCAGACCACACACAGUGCUUCGGAGCCCCUCCCGGUUGGACUGCCGGCCACAGCCUUCUACGCAGGGACUCAGCCGCCCGUGAUCGGCUACCUGAGCAGCCAGCAGCAAGCGAUCACCUAUGCCGGCGGCCUGCCCCCGCACCUGGUCCUCCCCGGCACCCAGCCCCUGCUCAUCCCUGUGGGCAGUGCUGACAUGGAGGGGUCGGGUGCGGCCUCGGCCAUCGUCACGUCGUCGCCCCAGUUUGCUGCAGUGCCUCACACGUUCGUCACCACCGCCCUUCCCAAGAGCGAGAACUUCAGCCCCGAGGCCCUGGUCACCCAGGCCGCCUACCCAGCCAUGGUGCAGGCCCAGAUCCACCUGCCCGUGGUGCAGUCGGUGGCAUCCCCUGCAGCCGCGCCCCCUACGCUGCCUCCCUACUUCAUGAAAGGCUCCAUCAUCCAGCUGGCCAACGGGGAGCUGAAGAAAGUGGAGGACUUAAAGACGGAAGACUUCAUCCAGAGCGCAGAGAUCAGCAACGACCUGAAGAUCGACUCCAGCACGGUGGAGCGGAUCGAGGACAGCCACAACCCGGGCGUCGCCGUGAUACAGUUUGCUGUCGGGGAUCACCGAGCACAGGUCAGCGUGGAAGUUUUGGUAGAGUAUCCUUUUUUUGUGUUUGGACAGGGCUGGUCAUCCUGUUGCCCGGAGAGAACCAGCCAGCUCUUUGAUUUGCCGUGUUCUAAACUCUCCGUUGGGGAUGUCUGUAUCUCGCUCACCCUCAAGAACCUGAAGAAUGGCUCUGUUAAAAAGGGCCAGGCCGUAGAUCCCACCAGUGUCCUGCUGAAGCACUCAAAGACCGACGGCCUCGCGGGCAGUAGACACAGGUACGCCGAGCAGGAAAACGGGAUCAAUCAGGGAAGUGCCCAGAUGCUCUCUGAGAAUGGCGAACUGAAGUUUCCAGAAAAAAUAGGAUUGCCUGCCGUGCCCUUGCUCACCAAAAUAGAACCCAGCAAGCCCGCGGCCACGAGGAAGAGGAGGUGGUCGGCGCCGGAGAGCCGCAAACUGGAGAAGUCGGAAGACGAGCCACCUUUGACUCUUCCUAAGCCUUCUCUCAUUUCUCAGGAGGUUAAGAUUUGCAUUGAAGGCCGCUCUAAUGUAGGCAAGUAGAGGCCGUGUGGGGAAAGGAAAUCUGGCCCUCCUUUAUCAUUUGUAUCCAGAUUACUGUACUGUAGGCUAAAUAACACAGUAUUUACAUGUUAUCCUCUUACUUUAGGGUUCUGUUAUAACCUUGUCCUUAGAGUUACAGCGGGGGUUGGGCAGGAGAUGGUGCAUAUGCUUUUUCCACGCGUGUCUCUCAGCGGGUGGGCAGGCAGGGGCUGGGGCAGGUCCAGCCCGGGCUCUGGGCGGGCGUCCUGGUGGAAAUGAACGUGGCCCCAUGGUGCCUGCCUUUUCUAGCAGUGCAGAUGCACCCAUGGGGUGCCGACUUCUCCCGGUUUCGGGACGACGGGCUGCAGGGGGUGCGUGCGUGCGUGCAAGUGAGGGUGCCCGGGUGCCACGGCAGGUGAGGGUCUCUUUCUCUCUGCCUCCCUCUCUCUUGCUCUCAGCACGGGAUUGGAGGUCUAGGGGAAUGUCCUCAUGAGGUUCUCAUGUGCAAAAUCAGCAUCAGGACCCCAGGUUCAGGGCAUCCCAGAGAGGCCGUCAGACAGCAGAUGGAAAACUAACUGUGUAAAAGAACAUUUUUUUUUUCCUCCAACAUAUUUUACAAUAAAAGCGACUUUUAAUCAUAGAGAUAUAUAUUCCCCCCAUGGGGCCUGACUGCACUGAUAUUUUUUUAAAGAGCAACUGCCACCCGUGGGAUUUCGUUUCUGCUUUACGAGUGCAGUGAUGUCUCCAGGGCAUCGUGGUGGGCAGGGCAGCCCCUGCUGCCAUCGCUCCGCACCCGGGGGGUGGUGGUGGGCAGCAGGGGUGGCAGAGAGUGAAACCCACCCUGGUCUCUGUGCAGUGUUAGGAAAACCAAUCAGGUUAAUUGCAUUGACUUCACUCCCAAGAGAUAGACACAAACUGCCCUUCAAGAGAGCCGCGGAAGCUCUUCGCAUUGGGUUUGCAAAUCUUCUGUCUUUUAACUCUAGUACUGUUUAUAGUUCAUGACUAUGGACAACUCGGGUGCCACUUUUUUCAGAUUCCAGUGUGACGUGAGGAAUUAGAUUUUGAAGAUGAGCAUAUAUAUUACUAUCUCUAAGCACUUAAAAUGCUAUUCACACUUUAUUACCAAGCAUCUUGGUCUCUCAUUCAACAAGUACUGUAUCUCACUUUAAAC